AUGCCUCCGUCACCUUCAGUGCAGCAAUCGCCAGUGACCCAGGUAACGUCGCCGGCGCUGGGAGCUGCGGGGUCCCCGUUGCAGACACCAGGGCCUCUCAUUGCCAGCGCUAGUGGUGGUGUGGAGGCCGCGGGUCGACGGCACGAAACGACCAGAAUGCGCUCGUCCAUUGCUUGCUCUAGAUGCCGACGCAGCAAGACCAAAUGCGACAACAAUGGCACUCGCGACAGUACUGGUGCUCUCGCAGCCUGUAAAUCGUGUGAGGCUAGCGGGAAGUUCUGCGAAUAUCCUGCGCCGCAGCCUCCAGCAACCAGUCAACCUCAUCGACGUGAAAGUUCAGCAAUAAUGGCUGGCGAUGAGUUACCUGUCAAGAAACGCAAGCGACCUUUUGUGUCACCUAUAGUAGGAGGCACUCCGAUUCGUACCAAAGGGGAUGCUCUUUGUUCGCCGCUGCUGACACCCAAAGUCUGGGACGAGCUUUGGGCGAUCUACGAAAAGCAUUAUGCGAUGGAGUUCCCAUUUUUACAUAAGAGGACGUUUCUCGGUCCUCUCCAGCGACUACCAACGGUUCAGUACUCAGAGACGGCGCCUCAGUCUCCCAGCCAGCACACCCACGAUCCUGCCUUAGUCCUAGCAUUCUUGACACUGACUUCCCCAUUUCACCCCGAGCUUAUUGCGCAAAACGAAAAACCUGCUGAUACCGCCACUUUCUAUGCAACAGCCGGUCGCGCGUGCUUUGAUUGGUCGUUUGACCGUAAAGGUGAAGCGGCUAUGCAACAAGCUCAGGCGUUACUCAUGAUCGGCUAUCACGAGUGGACCGCAUGUAAGGGUUACAGUGGGUACAUGCUGAUUCGAACGGCGGUUGCUCUUGCGCAAAGGGAUGGCUUACAAUUCGAUGAAGACCUGGACGCGGGACACCAAGGAGAAGAUGCAGCCUUGAGACGAGACCGCUUCAUCCGACAAGAAUCCCGGCGCCGCACAUUCUGGAGUUGCUUCAUCAUCGACCGCUACCUGAGCAUAGGAAAACGACGGCCUAAGAUCCUACAGAUAGAAGACCUCUAUGGUCAAAUUCAAGUCCCUUGUAGCGACAAGAACUUCAUUUCAGGUCGGGCGGUCAGGACUAAGUUCUUCGGAGAAACCGACGCGGAGUAUGCAAAGCGGCGCAAGGAGACCGACGAGAAGGCCAUGAAACGCAACGGCGGGCACAAAGCGGAAAGAAUCGAAUGGGAGGACCGUGAUGAUGAUGGUAUGCUCGGCCGCUACAUGUUUGCACUCGAACACUUCUCCGAUGUGAACAAAUGGGCGAACAACGGAGGUAGACGAUCUGAAACGGAGCAUAUUGGACCGUGGAAUACCAAGACAACAUAUUACCAUCUCGAUAAACGCCUUCGAGAGAUCAGGGACGAUCUUCCGGAGGAGCUCCGGCUCACGUCCAUCAACACGGAAAAUCACGUCUAUGGUGCGCCUUCUGCAACGUCACGAACAUACUUUAUGAUACACGCGAUCCUCAUGCUCUCGGCAACAUAUCUGGCACCCGAAUACAUGCCAACGUUUGGUUUCAGGUUGACGAAGCCACAAGGUCCGAUGGACGAACCAUCGGUGACCGAGCCAUUGCCAGACGACCAGCCCGACUACUGGGUUGAGAAGGCCAAGGAGUGUUUCGAAUAUGUGAGGGAUUUUGUGAGUGUGCUUCAAUCCUUCAAGGAAAGGGGCCUGGUCGUGGAGUCGCCCUUCAUGGGACACGCGGUCUGGAGAGCGGCAUGGGCAGCCAUGUACUGCCACCAUGUUCCAAAGAUGGAUCCGUCGCAUGCGUUGAAGUCCAAAUCUGAGCCAAAUGCAUGGGACAUCACGAAUCAGGUCCUGGACAGCAUGAAAAAGAAGUACAAGAUUUCAGACUUCUACUCCAGCCAACUAGCGACUGUGACGAGCUAUUAUGCCGAGAAACGAAAAGCAUGGUUGAAUAACGGCGGAUCCCCACAGAGCACAGUCAGCGAAAAUGAUGGUGGAUUACACGAAUAUGCGGAGAAGUUCGAGGCAGCGCACAAAGCAUUUGGGAGCUUUCAGAUUAACGACAUAGCAUUUUCUGCCGAUAAGCACUACAGCAGGUUGAGCACGCUCGAGCAGGAAGAAGAGCCGGAGGAAUCUGGGACGCCACCCAGCCCUGUUGUGUCUUUCAAGACCGAGGGAGAAGAGCCUCGCCGAAGCGCAUCGACUGCUCCAUCGACCACCACCACCCCAUUCACGACUGUCAAUCCAAACGCGACCGUCCCAGUACCGAAGGAGCAGCCCAAUGGGACUGCCGAUAUAUCAAAUGGUGUUCCAACACCGUACGGACCUCCUACAUCUCAAGGGCAACUGCAGCAGCAACAGCCACCGCAGUCUUAUAAUAAUCAGCCAUACGGACCGCCGCCGGCUUUCAAUUACCCCAGUGGCACACCUGGUUAUCCUCCGUCCACUUCUCAAUAUAGCCUUCCAACAACCUACGCUCAAACCUCGGGUCCCAGUCACGGGUCAGGCAAUGGCUCGUACGACCCUCACGCCUUGAUGAUGCUAGAGACGGAGGGCAACAGGUCGCUCUCCACCAACGACGUACCACUCUUUGAGAUGAGCUCGUACUUGCAAGGCCAACAAUACUUUUCAACCAUGGGCUACCCACUUGAACAGCAACAACAGCACAUGCCAUACGGUCCGUACACGUAUAACAAUGCGUGGACUCCCGAUGGCUAA
Messenger RNA from Boeremia exigua, 2727 nucleotides. Its product is annotated as fungal-specific transcription factor domain-containing protein. Gene Ontology annotation, molecular function: DNA binding; DNA-binding transcription factor activity, RNA polymerase II-specific; zinc ion binding. Gene Ontology annotation, cellular component: nucleus. Gene Ontology annotation, biological process: DNA-templated transcription; regulation of DNA-templated transcription. Bases 1 to 2727 code for a protein of 908 amino acids. NCBI's taxonomy places the organism in Eukaryota, Fungi, Ascomycota, Dothideomycetes, Pleosporales, Didymellaceae. The record is from RefSeq and is a predicted model, not a curated record. The transcript is spliced from 5 exons.